Molecule: messenger RNA, 2321 nt
Organism: Magallana angulata
Lineage: Eukaryota; Metazoa; Mollusca; Bivalvia; Ostreida; Ostreidae
Product: mediator of RNA polymerase II transcription subunit 15-like
Exons: 15
Coding region: 399-2192 (597 amino acids)
Biological process (GO): regulation of DNA-templated transcription
Molecular function (GO): transcription coregulator activity
Source: RefSeq, a predicted model, not a curated record
UGGACAUAUAAGCUGUCCUCUCUCAACUGAAGUAGCACCACGACUGAAGGCAGUCCAAUUAGCUACUGAAUUGCCCAGCAGAUGCAGCGACAUGUUACCUGGGACUGAAGUCCGAUUGAUUCCAAGUCUCUUGCCACAACAUGGUCACAGCCGGGAGGGUGCUGUAAAGUACUGCUCACAUUUUUUUGAUUUCAGGGGACUGUUAAUUUUUUUCACUUCCUAUACUGCUCUAAGAUAGAAGAGAUAAACAUUGAGAUAGGAAAACAGACUUCCGGAUUGACACUUGGUUGGAGUUGUUCCGUGGUUUAGACUUUUAAGUGACUUCAGCAUGUCAGGGAGGAGAGGACUAGUAUUCUAAACAUGAGGAUCUUAGUGUGAUAAUUUGGUAUAUCAAGGUCAUGUAUUCUGGACAGCCAGGGUACAGUGGGGCAGAUCCCUACGCCCUCAACCGGGGGAUGUACCAAAGCAACAUGUCCUGGAGCCCAAUGGGAUACUACACCUAUGCCAACAGAGACAAACCUAAAGGACCAGGGGGAAUGGGAAUUCCUCAGGGGAUGCCCCCGGGGGCUGCCGGAAUGUCCCAACCCAUGCCUGACCCCAUCGGGGCCCUUCAAAACUUAACAGUUCAAGGCAUAGGCCCUGUAGGACAACAGGGGAUGAUGAAUCAGCAGCAGCACAUCCAGCAACAGCAACGGCUGCUCAUGCAGCAGCAACAGCAACAAAGACACCUACAGAUGCAGCAGCAACAGCAGCGACCACAACUUGAGAGACAGGAUGCGUUCUUGGUGACGUCUGCUCAGCAUGUUCAGACGAUGGCUCAGCCACUCCCUGCAAACUCAGUUGGGAUGACAUACCAACAGGCAAUGCAGGGUGGAGGAAUGCAGCAACCUGGAAUGCAGCAAGGAAUGCAACAGGGUAUGCAACAAGGCGGAAUGCAACAAAGUGGAUUACAGCAAGGGGGGAUGCAACAAGGUGUGAUGCAGCAACCUGGAAUGCAACAGGGUAUGCAACAGGGAGGAAUGCAACAAGGUGGAUUACAGCAAGGGGGAAUGCAACAAGGGGUUAUGCAGCAACCUGGAAUGCAACAAGCAGGUAUGCAACAACCUGGAAUGCCUAUGGUGUCCAUGGGAAUGCAACAACAAAGACCCCAAACAUCCAUUGGGAACAUCAGCCAGGCUUCUCAAAUGGCCUUUGGUCAGCAGAUGCAAGCUGGUCCUAAUGCAAGUUCCCAGCAAGCCGUGCCCUCACCAAAGCCCCCCUCCAUCAGCAGCAUGAUGAUGUCCCCCUCCCCACAGGGAAUGGUCGCCAAUCCUCGUGGAAACUCCCCCAGAGUCCUAAACACACCAGGUGGUCCUAAUUCACCCAGCCCCAACACUCCAAGGUCACAUGAAGAACAAGCCUACCUGGAUAAACUGAAACAGUUACAGAAGUAUAUCGAACCACUGAAGAGAAUGAUCAACCGACUGACCACUGGCAAAGAUGAAGAGAGCAAAAAGGACAUCAGUAAAAUGGAAAAUCUUUUAAAGAUUUUAACAGACCCAUCCAAAAGAUUACCAAUGGCAACCUUACUGAAAUGUGAACAAGUUUUGGACAGCUUGGAAAUGGCAAAGCCUCCUGGAGUCGGAUCUGUCCCAUCUGCCACAACCACCAUUACUUCCACUCCCAUGCACAUGUGUCAGCCAUUACUGGAUGCCGUGGCGACCAACAUGAAAUCUCCCAUGUUUAACCAUGCUUUACAGCAGACGUUUGGGCCUGCAAUGACUGCUUUGUUUGGGGCACCAAUCAGAGCCCCAAGCCCUCCACCAAAAAAGAGGAAGAGAGAAGAGGUUGAGGAAGAUGAAGAUAUUCCUCACAUCCUGCAGGGAGAGAUUGCUCGGCUCGGCAGCCGAUUCCGUGUUAAUCUGGACCCAACGCAGCACUCCAAAUCUAAAGAUGUCCAUCUUGUCUGUAAAAUAGAUGACAAGAAUUUGCCCUGUGUCCCGCCCAUUUCAGUGAAGGUUCCCGAGCUGUACCCCCAGGUCAGCCCCCAGUGUGACACAAAGACACAGGACUAUGAAUCAAGUCCUUUCCUGUCUUCCAUACAAGAAUCCCUGUCUCGAUUGUUACUUCAGAUGCCCAGUAAAUACACAUUCACAGAGCUGAUGGAUAAAUGGGAAAUGAGUAUCAGAAGAGCCUGUGCUGCACCCUCAUAGUGGCGGUGGGUGAGGGAGAGAGUGUGUGGCAGGAAUACUUAUUGUGGAUGUAUGGACUGUAGCGUUGUAUGCAUGUGUAACUUUGUUGAGCUUAUUUGCCAUGUUGUUGAUUAAAUAAGUUUUACUAGA